Salvia hispanica is the source of this 1663-nucleotide messenger RNA. Its product is annotated as ribosomal RNA small subunit methyltransferase, chloroplastic-like. The record is from RefSeq and is a predicted model, not a curated record. Gene Ontology annotation, molecular function: rRNA (adenine-N6,N6-)-dimethyltransferase activity. Gene Ontology annotation, biological process: rRNA methylation. NCBI's taxonomy places the organism in Eukaryota, Viridiplantae, Streptophyta, Magnoliopsida, Lamiales, Lamiaceae.
CUCAACGGCUACAAUGAGCAGUCUCUUCCGCCCAAUCCUUUCCUUCCACCAAACCAGAACGCACGAUAUCCUCGCCGCCGGCAACCUCGGCGAUGCAGUGCCGCGUCUAAAAGCCAGCGGCACAACCUCGAAAGGGAAACCCGUAAGGAAACAAGACGACUACCACUCCACCCUUAAAGCCCUCAACUCCAAAGGCCGUUUUCCAAGAAAAUCUCUCGGCCAGCACUAUAUGGUAAAUGGGUCGGUGAAUGAGGAGCUAGUGGCGGCUGCUAAUGUGAAACAAGGUGAUGUAGUGUUAGAAAUUGGGCCAGGAACUGGUUCUUUAACUAAUGCGCUAGUGGAAGCUGGUGCAACUGUUCUAGCUAUCGAAAAGGAUCCUUAUAUGGCAUCACUAGUGAGGGAACGCUUCGACGGAUUAGGAUGUGUGAAGGUUGUGGAAGAGGAUUUUACAAGAUCCCAUAUACGAUCUCAUAUGUCCUCAUUCUUGUCAGCUAAAGACCCAGCACAUGGAAAUUCAUCUAUGGCUAAGGUGGUAGCGAACAUACCUUUCAACAUAAGCACUGAUGUGGUGAAACAACUUCUUCCAAUGGGAGACAUCUUCUCGGAAGUGGUGCUUUUAAUUCAGGAAGAAGCAGCACAACGUUUUGUGGAUUCCUCGUUGAAAUCAUCCGAGCAUCGACCCAUUAAUGUUUUCGUGAACUUCUAUUCAGAUCCUGAAUACAAGCUUAAGGUGCCAAGAUCAAAUUUCUUCCCCCAGCCUAAGGUGGAUGCCGCUGUGGUCGCAUUUAAACUGAAAAAACCCGCGGACUAUCCCAACGUUUCAUCCCUCAAGAGCUUCUUUUCAAUGGUGAAUUCUGCAUUCAAUGGAAAGCGUAAAAUGCUGAGAAAAUCUCUUCACCACAUUUGCCCUUCAACUGAUAUUGAAGCUGCUCUAUCUGCUCUCAAUCUCCCCCCUACUUCAAGACCCGAAGAGCUCACGUUAGAGAAUUUUGUGAAACUCCACAAUUCGAUAGAUAGAUAUGUAAAUAAAAUCACAAUUGUGGAGUAAUUGAAUUUCACAAGACGAUUUAGAAUAAAUAAAAUGGAAAAAGAGAGAAUUUUUCAAGCGUGAAACUGGUGAAUCAAUUCAAGAGCGCGCAGCUUAGUAAUUAAAGGAUCAAACACCUCCGGCGCCGCGUCGGCCUCAUCCUCGAAGCUCCGCCGCCGCUGCUGCUCUGCGGAAGGCGAGAGGCGGCGCUUGGGCCUCUUGUUCUGUAUAAAACACUCUUUCAUCCGCCACGCCACCUUCUCGACGGCGGCUCGCGAGCUCUGCUCCUCGUCCUCGUCCUCCAUCUGCAUGGGCUCGCCGGCGGCGGAGGAGACGGAAUUCUCCGGCGGCGGAGAGAGGAAGAGGGAGAGGCGGUGGCGGGCCGCGUGGAGCGCAGCGUGGAUUUGGAGGAGUUGGGAUGGAUCGGCAGCGGAUGGGAGCCGCUUCGCCAUUAGGGCUGCGUGUUCUAGAACUGCGGCGAGCUCCGGCGGCGGCGCCUCCGCUUCUGUUUCGACCUCCAUUGUGGGCGAUUCUAAUUGAGACACUGAUUUUGAUUUGCUAAAUUCUUUUCCAUGUUUCAGAUAUUAUUCGUUGAUUAGCUAGAUUAUCACAUUUUCAUUUUUUAUUUGAAAUCAA